AUGUUGCUUCCCGAAGCGCCGACAGUUAUUACCCUCACCUUCCCUUACCGCUCGCUCUCCCCUCUCCUCUCUCCCCACUCUCAUCGACGGCGGCGGCGGCGUGCAGCAGAUCGAAGAACAGCAAGUCGACCUCCGGCCACCUUCACCGGCAUCCGCAACAGCACUUUGGCAAUAGCGAUCGACACGGAUAACAAAGGAAAGGAGGUGGUGCCAUCGAAGGAGCAGGACAAGGGCAAGGACGAGGUGCCGCCCUCAGAGGUGACGCCCGUGCAGGUGACGCCCGUCCAGAGCCCGGGCAUGGAUGACGACGUGCCGGAGGUGCCCACCACUGGCAAGCACCGGAACUAUGGCCACUACCAUGAGGUGGGAGGGUCAACCACCUUCUGCAUGGUGAUCCUGGCCCCCCAGCUCGAGGCCAUACCUAUGCCAUUGGAUUUCACGAGGCACUUCCCGUCCGUGCCGCAGGAGUUCAAAUUGAAGACGAACAUCGGUUGCUUCUAGAGGGUCACUGUCCGGCUGUUGAAUGGCAGGGUCACCCUCGAUCAGGGUUGGGCCACCUUCGCUGCCAUCCAUCAGAUCAAGAUAGGCUUCAUGGUGACCUUCAAGCUGCUGACUCCCGACAUGCUGAAGGUCUCGUCUUCAAUGACGAAGGCAUUCAAGUGGCGACAAGGUGGGAGACACGAUGACGCCUUCGCCGUGAAUGCGUAGGUCAGCCCCUCGUAUGCUCUAGUUGCUUUAGUUUAAUAUCGAACUGCUUUGCGUUUGAACUUGCCCGUUUAUGUGUGGCACAAUAUUUAUAA
Molecule: messenger RNA, 800 nt
Organism: Aegilops tauschii subsp. strangulata
Lineage: Eukaryota; Viridiplantae; Streptophyta; Magnoliopsida; Poales; Poaceae
Source: RefSeq, a predicted model, not a curated record